AUGCAAACUCAAAUAUACAUUCUUGGAUCUAAGGUUAUCGCUUAUCAGCUGACCGCCGCGAGUUUCUCCGCCCCGACGCGCAAGGCGGAUCUCGACGCUUCACCUCGCGCGCUGAACUAUCAGCUUCACUGGAGAGUGCAUGUUGGGGCCAUGAGUUUCCCACCACCUCAUUCCGGGCAGUAUCCGCAGUACAUUCCUCCCCAGUACCCGCCCGGCCAUGUCCCCCAGCAGUUGGUGUACAACAAUGGCCCUCCCCAGGCGCCGUCACAUUCACCAUACAAUGGCUACGCUAAACCGCCGGGCUAUCCCCAGGGGAUGAUGCCCUAUCCUCAAUACCCUCAAUACCAGCAGCAGGUGCAUCAAAUACCUCAGCAGCAGCCUCUCAUCCACCCACACCAGUUACCUCAGUCACAGCCGCCUCCGAUUCAAUCGCAACACCCUCAAUUUCAGAUGCAACAAUCUCCUCGUCUUCAAUACCAACAAUCUCCUCACCAGCAGAUGCAGCAACAGUCUCCUCGCCCGCAAUUUCACCAGCAAUCUCCCCGUACCCAGCUGCAACAGCAAUCUCCACGUCCUCAAUUCCAACAAGCCCCUCUUCCUCAACUGCAGCAACAAUCUCCUCGUCCGCAUGUACAACAAUCUCCUCGUCCACAAUACCAACAAUCUCCCCACCAGCAGGUGCAGCAACAGUCUCCUCUCCCGCAAUUUCACCAGCAAUCUCCCCGUACCCAGCUCCAACAGCAAUCUCCUCGCCAACAGUUGCAGCAGUCUCCGCGGCCGCAGUUUCCCCAAAAUGCGCCCCUUCCUCACCCACAACCACCACCACCACCGAAGCCGCAGGUGCAACCGUCGCUACCACAACCACCCACGCAGAUCCAGCCCCAGCCGGCGCCAGCUCCUUCUCUUGCACCCCCAGAGCCGCAGCAACAGUUCAUCAAUCCGGCGGAGCUGUUUGUUCAACCGCCUCUCCCUGCUGCUCCAAGAUCACGAUACGUCCCACCUCCGGACUACGUCGACCCCAGUGCUCUCUCAGAUCCGGCAGCCAGUGACUUACCUGCGAUCCCUUCAAUCGCUUCUGCGGCCUCAUCAAAAGCACAGCUAGCACCUGCAGUCCAACAUCCCCCACGUGCAACUCCUCAAAACCACACUCAAGGCGCUGAAAGACAGUCAAGUUUCCAAAUCCAGCCGCCUCAACCGGCCGUCAAGAUAGAGUCCGCGCCAAUUCAGCCAGCUCUGAACGUGGAGAUGAAUCUCGCUCCGCCUACCCCCAGCGUCGAGAUGAAACGUCCCCCGUCCACUCCCAAGGCGCCGCCGACACCUGCGCAGGUGUCUGCGCAGUCACGGCCCACCCCCUCGCCUGCCGUGAAUGCCAUUCCGCAAGCGAUAAUCCAAGCGUCUUCUCCGGAUGUCCAGAAGCAACUUCAAAAGCAGCAGGCAAAAAAACCACAGCAGAAACGCCCCAGCCUGCAGGGUACUGAAACGGCUGUAGCAAAUCCCACCAAACCGCCGGUGGACUACCAGGUCCUUUUGCUGUCGUUGGCUGAUGAGUAUCUAAAUGCUGCGCAUCGCCAAGGAACGAAGUUAGCUUUGGCAACCCGCCAUGAAGAUGUUGAAGAGUACUACAAGCUGGUUGCGACUGGACUUGGAUGCUUGGAGGCUGUUUUGAAGAACUGGCGGUUGCAACCUCGCAAGGAAGCUCUUGUGCGACUACGGUAUGCUCGGACAUUGUUUGAGGAAACAGAGAAUGAUCUCGAGGCCGAGACAGCUUUGAGCAAAGGGAUUGACCUUUGUGAGCGAAACCGCAUGCUGGACUUGAAGUACAGUAUGCAGCAUCUUUUGGCGCGAAUGCUCCACAAGACCAAUCCCAAAGCCGCUCUGAAAGCCGUCGAUGGCAUGAUUCAAGAUGUCGAAGCUUAUCGUCAUGCUGCUUGGGAGUACGCAUUUCGCUUCCUUCGAGUUUCCUUGUCUUUGUCAUCUUCGUCGCAUCAAGACUCUGUGCAGGCAUUACAACAUCUUCACAAAAUUUCCAGCAUGGCCGGUCGAAACGGGGACAAGGCUGUCUCGGCAAUGGCAGCAAUCAUUGAAGCCCUGGCACAUCUCCAAUACGGGACAGGGUCUGAUGCUAUUGAGCAGGCGCAGCGCGCUGUAGCCGCCGCACGAAGUCACCAAUUAAAUGAGGAACUUCGCGACAUUCCACAACUGGUCACACUCAUACAGAUGGUUGACAUCUUCUGCAGUCUGUUGGAGUACGACAUUAACCAGUCUUCUCAAAAGUUAAGUGUGAUGCAGGCCAAGGUAGACGAAACACUAAGUGACCCGAACUGGCGCCCCGACGGCUCAUUCUCUGUGCCACUCAACGGAAAAUCGGCCGGGCCGUCGUCCAUCGAUACGGGCGACAUUCUCCAGGUCCACAAUGGGACGCUGCUUCUGAGCUUCAACUGGCUUCCCCAGCACGAUCUUUAUGCCCUUUCGUACUUCUUGAGCUCGGUCACUUUGAGUUCCAAGAAUUCUUAUGAUGGCCGCAAGGCGGAGAAGUAUCUUGAUGAAGGACUUCGGAUGAUUCAAGGAGAAUUCAAGGCCCCUCAAGAGAUCGCCGAGUCCAUGGUGAAUGCGACGCGGAGAGUUGAAUGGCGCCGAUCCCUCUACUGCAGCUUCCUUCUGCAGCGUGUUUUCUUGGCGUGUUCCCGGACCGACUGGGAUUUGGCUGGCCAGAGCUUGAAGGAGUUGCGGCAGGUCACCCAACAUAUUGGGCACCAACUCCCCAGAUCCAUUCAAUGCUUGAUGGAAUACGCCGCUGGAACCAUUUCCCAGGCGACUGGUGAUCUAUCAGCCGCUCUGGCAACCUUCCAAUCACCCUUACUAUCGCUUUCCCCCUCAACCAGCAAAACCGCUCGCAAUGACCCCUGCCGCGACACAUGCAUUCUAGCAGCUCUCAACACCGUUCUCAUCAUCCGUGACCCGGCACACCCAUCGCAUUCCCAUCUCCCAAAUGUUUUGGCCACUCUCGAGUCUUUCUGCCAAGGUAGCCCGAGCAAGUACAUCCAAGCAGCCUACUUCCUGGUUUGCGCUACCGUGAACGACUCCACGGUCCAAACCAAACAAUACCUCCAGCAGGCGUUGCAGUCUGCCACCGCCAUCAGCAAUAACCAGAUCACUUGCAUGACUCUGACAUUCAUGAGCUGGAAAUACUUCCGCGGCGUGGUCGGCGAGCAAGCCGAGAAGAGCGCCCGAGCCGGUCGCGCCAUGGCUCGACGAGCCAACGACCGUCUCUGGGCCAGUGUCACUGACGAGAUGCUCGCCGAUACUCUCGAGCGACAGGGCAAGAGCGAAGAGGCCCGUGACGUCCGCGCAGAGGGCCAGCGACUUAUCAUGGGCCUGCCCCCGGGCUUGAAACGAACUUGA
Molecule: messenger RNA, 3402 nt
Organism: Penicillium cinerascens
Lineage: Eukaryota; Fungi; Ascomycota; Eurotiomycetes; Eurotiales; Aspergillaceae
Exons: 5
Coding region: 1-3402 (1133 amino acids)
Biological process (GO): mitotic sister chromatid cohesion; maintenance of mitotic sister chromatid cohesion
Cellular component (GO): SMC loading complex; chromatin
Molecular function (GO): double-stranded DNA binding
Source: RefSeq, a predicted model, not a curated record